GAAGAGCAGAGGAGGGCGUGUGGAAGUAGAUGGACAGGAGAUGCACCUCGUGCCUACCAUCAUUGGCCGUUGCUGACUGCAGAAUCGGCUGACCCAAGGUCAUGAUGGCGUGGGAGGGCUACAAAGGGAAGGCCGGUCAGGGCAGCAAGGGCACACGACAUCCUUAAAGUGACCUAUCCCCACGCCCUCGCAGCCCCCUGAACCCCCCCAAUUCACCCAGCCCUACCUUCGGCCCUCUUCUCUUCCUACCUUGCCUACCCUCUCAUUUGACCGCCCAUCAUGAACGCUUCCAAGAUGACUGGCCAAGCCAUUCCCACCCUCAUCAAGGUGGACCCCACCAAGCCUGCCUACGAGCAGAAGGGAAUCCACAAUCGCUGGCACGACGAGAUCCCAGCCUUUGUCACUGUCAAGCCUGGAGACAUCUUCAAGCUCGAGGCCCACGAGUGGACCGGUGGCCAGAUUGGCAACAACGAUGACAGUGAUGACGUUCGCAACGUUGACCUGACUCGAGUUCACAACCUGACUGGCCCGGUAGACGUGGAGGGCACUGAGCCCGGGGACGUGCUGGUGGUGGACAUCCUGGACGUGCAGCCCUUCGAGGAGCACCCCUGGGGCUUCACUGGAAUCUUUGAGCGCACCAAUGGUGGUGGUCUCUUUGCGACCGAAUUCGACUCAAAGGCCGCCAAGGCUAUCUGGGAUUUCAAGGGAAUCUACGCCACUUCGCGCCAUAUCCCUGGCGUGCGCUUUGCCGGGUGCACGCACCCAGGUCUGAUCGGUACACGACCCUCCAAGGAGCUCUUGAAGGAGUGGAACCGUCGAGAGGGCAAGCUGAUCCAUGACCACAAGGUUGAUGGACAAGACCCGGUGCCAGCAGUCGCCUUCCCACCUGAGCCCAAGGGCGCCUAUGUAGGACAGGAUCUGCCCGACGAGGUCAAGCAGCGCAUUUACAAGGAGGGAGCAAGGACCAUUCCUGGCCGAGAACACGGAGGUAAUGUUGACAUCAAGAAUCUCUCGAGAGGUUCGAGGUGCUACUUCCCCGUCUUCACAAAGGGAGCCGGCUUGAGCUUUGGAGAUCUCCACUUCUCUCAGGGAGACGGUGAGAUGAGCUUCUGUGGAGCCAUCGAGAUGGCCGGUGUUGUCACACUGCAGGUCAGCGUCAUCAAGGGCGGUGUGGACAAAUUCGCCAUGACCAUGCCCAUCUUCCUUCCCAGCCCCGUGGACCCGCAAUACAGCGCCCGUAUCAUCUUCGAAGGCAUUUCCGUCAAUCUUCACACCGACGGUGAGCAAAAGAGCAUGUGUGCUACAACGGCCUACAAGGCCGCUGCACGCAACUGUAUCUCCUACCUCCAAAAGUUGGGCUACACUAGAGAGCAGGCCUACCUACUUUUGAGUGCAGCACCCGUCGACUCGCACGUGGGGAGCAUUGUAGAUUCCCCCAAUGCUGCCGUUUCCCUUUCGCUGCCCACGGCCAUCUUUGAUCGAGACAUCCUCCCGCAGGACGCUGGAUUGGAGAAGAGAGACUAUGGAAAUGCUGCACUUAGGUCGGAUGGAGUUAGGGGAAUCUCCGAAUAGAGGGAAAAGGGUCAAGUGACACUUGGUUUGAGGGUUUCAGCUAUGCUACGCUACGCGCUUCUGUGUGUGGGG
Molecule: messenger RNA, 1644 nt
Organism: Microstroma glucosiphilum
Lineage: Eukaryota; Fungi; Basidiomycota; Exobasidiomycetes; Microstromatales; Microstromataceae
Product: Acetamidase/Formamidase
Exons: 5
Coding region: 280-1572 (430 amino acids)
Molecular function (GO): hydrolase activity, acting on carbon-nitrogen (but not peptide) bonds, in linear amides
Source: RefSeq, a predicted model, not a curated record